AAAAAGAAGUCGAGAAGAAAUAUUUCCACUCCACCCACAUCCUUCCGCGCAAAAACGACCUUGAAAACAUCGGAAAUACACCCCUCGCCCCCCUCCUCCUGAGACCGCCAGUGCUUAUCCUCCUUCCUUUUCUUCCCUCUCUCGCGAUCUCUCCCCACCAGGCCUCCUUCCGCCGAAGCUCCACGGGAUUCUCCUCUCGCGGCCGGCCGGAUUCCUCCUCCUCGGCUCCGCUGGCCUGGUGCGCGGCGGAGAUCCGCCCGGAGCCCGCGCGCCCAGGGAUUGAUUCCUUUUGCUGGUAGUGGAAUUGGAACUCCUGCGGUGCUGUAGUUCGUAUCGUCGUCGUGGCGGUACAGUAAUAAAUCAAGAUGGGCGACGGGGUGGCUUUUGAGGCUGCCAGGAAGAUCAUCAUGCACCCGCUCUACGCGUCGAGGUCCUCGCCCUGGCUGGACCUCAAGGUGUUCUACGUGAGGGUCAGCAACUGCGUGAUGGACGAGUCCGCGCCGGACCAUCUCACGCUCAACCACAUCCCGCUGUCCCCCGACACGGUCAUCGAGGUCAACGGGCGGCGGAGCAGCAUGCACACCGAGUUCGUCUCGUCGUCCCUCAGGAGGGACAGGAUCGACAAGAAGACCGAGGAAGCCACGUACGUGAGCACGGAUAGCAUAAGGAUGACGGGGAGCGUGAGGUUUCAGGUGUUUGAUAAGAACGAUCUCUUGCUCACCGGAGACCUGGAGUUAUGCAAUGCCAACGGAGUGGUCGGGGAACCGAAGAGCAGCAGCAAGAAGUGGAAUAUCAAGUGCCAUUCGUCGGCAUCGUCUAGUGGUUUCUUGAAGGGGAAGAUGUCCACGGGCCCAGACUCUGCGCAUCCUGUUGUCGAGGUUUAUGUCGCUGGCACUUUCUCUGGCACGCCAAUUAUAUUAACCAAGACGGUCCAGUUUAUAUCACGGAGGAAGUCCCAGAUGAAACUGAAGCUGGAUUCUAUCCCUGAGAAUGAAGCAACUGAACUACAUACAGAAAACUCACACGGGGACUCUUUGAAGGUAUCAGAAUUCUAUGAUCCCAAGUCUGAGUCAGACGUGGACAUGGACUAUAACAGCUUGUACUCGAGGCAGGACUUUCUAGAGGGCGAGGAUGGUGAGCUUUCAUGGUUUAAUGCUGGCGUGCGGGUUGGAGUCGGGAUUGGCCUCGGCAUAUGCGUGGGCGUCGGGUUGGGUGUCGGCCUGCUGGUCCGGACAUACCAAGGCACCAGCAGGAACUUCAGGCGGCGACUGCCCUGAUGGCCAACGCUUCCCACAAGUAUAUAGGAAACUGACUGCCCAUCUUCCUGCCCAUGCUAGUGAUAGAUGAGCGAGGCCUUGUGUUCUCCCCUCCUGCAGCUUGUGUGCACUGCGAACCAUUUUUGUCCCUUUGAGGUAUGUAAAUGCGAGUAUGUAUAUGUAUAGUAAAAAAAUAAAUAAAGAGUCGAGUCGGGUCGAGUCGCUUGAUGUUGCUGUGAGCAUUAGAUGGUUCUUUCUGAAUUAAAAUGUAUUGAUGAAGGAACUUUAGGUGACCGGCAAGUGCAGUGUUUAGUCUUGAGGGUGAUGUUGCACCUAAGAACUGUUGCAAGUCAUGACUAGUUGUGCAGAGGGAACCUGAUUAGGUGGCCUGUUAUGUGUGUCAUAUGGUUUACUUUGAGCCUUUUUCUCGAA
Aegilops tauschii subsp. strangulata is the source of this 1688-nucleotide messenger RNA. RefSeq lists its product as uncharacterized. The record is from RefSeq and is a predicted model, not a curated record. Lineage: Eukaryota; Viridiplantae; Streptophyta; Magnoliopsida; Poales; Poaceae. Gene Ontology annotation, molecular function: phosphoglycerate dehydrogenase activity.